AUGGCACCAACUUUUUAUCCAGUGACCGCUCCCUACAGCGAGCCUCUGCUACCGCAACUCGACGUUAAAAAUCCCUAUUACACCGAGACUCAUUACAAUCUACGCAAAUAUGUUCGUGACUACGUAGAGAAAAGUAUCAUCCCAUACGCCCAGGAAUGGGAAGAGGCGGGCCUGGUUCCAGAACAAGUGCGCCUCCGUCACUAUCAGCUCGGAUUCGGCAUUGUACACCCCCUUACCAGCCCCGAAGAUGCAGCCAAUAUAGCUCUUCCGGGUGGAGUACUCCGUGAGAAGUGGGAUACUUGGUGCUCGCUCAUCGUUGCUGACGAACUGACCCGAUGUGGAUUUGUCGGCGUUGUUUGGGGCUUAGGAGGAGGCAAUAACAUCGGAGCACCUCCGAUUGCACGAUUUGGAACACCAGAGCAGAGGCGACGCUGGCUUCCAGGUGUGGCCAGUGGAAGGAUUCGGUUUUGUCUUGGAAUAACGGAGCCAGAAGCCGGAUCGGAUGUCGCAAGCAUCACCACCAGGGCGAAGAGAGAAGGAAACCACUACAUCGUCAAUGGUGCCAAAAAGUGGAUUACCAAUGGUAUCUGGGCCGAUUACUGCACUGCUGCCGUACGUACUGGGGGUCCGGGACGAAAGGGAGUCAGCGUCUUGGUGAUUCCUCUCAAAGAGAAAGGCGUGACUCGCAAGCGUAUGCAUAACUCUGGGGUGAACGCUAGCGGCUCCACUUUCCUUGAGUUUGACGAUGUUCGUGUUCCAGCCGAUCAUAUUGUAGGAAAAGAAAAUGAGGGUUUCCAAAUCAUAAUGUCGAACUUCAAUCCGGAACGCUUGUCACUUUCUUGCGCAGCUCUUCGAUUAGCACGAGUCUGUAUCGAGGAUGCCUUCAACUAUGCAGUUCAGCGGGAGACAUUUGGAGCACCUCUGAUAACUCGGCAAGCAAUCCAGUCCAAGAUAACCAAAUGUGGUAUGCUCAUUGAGCCCGCUCAAUCAUUCCUGGAACAGCUGGUAUAUAUCAUCGAGACUACCAAAGAUCGUCCCGAUGCAGUCAACAUUGGUGGUAUGACCGCAUUACUCAAAGUGAUGUCGACAAGAGCACUCGAGAAAAGUGUGCGCGAAGCCCAGCAGAUCUUCGGAGGGGCUGGUUAUAACAAAGGAGGUAAAGGUGCCCGUGUAGAGCAGAUUAGUCGCGACGUUCGUGUACAUGUUGUGGGAGGAGGUAGUGAGGAAAUCAUGUUGGGCUUAGCGUUGCAGGAGGAAACCAAAGCUUUGAAGGCACGAGCAAAGGCACAGGCAGCCAAGCUUUGA
Messenger RNA from Talaromyces amestolkiae, 1305 nucleotides. RefSeq lists its product as uncharacterized. Gene Ontology annotation, molecular function: acyl-CoA dehydrogenase activity; flavin adenine dinucleotide binding. The coding region runs from base 1 to 1305 and encodes 434 amino acids. Lineage: Eukaryota; Fungi; Ascomycota; Eurotiomycetes; Eurotiales; Trichocomaceae. The record is from RefSeq and is a predicted model, not a curated record. The transcript is spliced from 4 exons.